UUUGAUUUUGUUGUUGUUGGUAAUUUCGUUUUUAGCUAGGAGAUAAACAGAUAGCUAGCUGUAAUGAAACGCCAUAUCUUUACUAACAGGUAGGCUGUUAAAAUCAAGACUCACAACUAUCGACAUAGCAUUGUGCUUUAGGGGUUAAUAUACACCUGUCGUUCCCAACUCUUGUUGUUGGGAGAUGGCACUAAGCGCGGGCGGUUGGGCUCAAACGCCUGUGCCAGCCCCAUUCCAGUCUGUACAUGGUGGGCCCGCACUGGCUAGCUGCAACACCGUCUUGAUGUCGGUACGAGUGUCGGUUUGCCAUUCUGGAAUUCGACCGCUUUGCCUCCCCGGAGCUGGCGAUGAGGCUCUCCGUCUUCAGCUUAGCAUGGACCCCAGCAAGGCUGGAGAGUUUCGGCUAGCACUGAGGGACAGUAGCGGAAGCGGCCGUAGUGUGGUAAGUGACACUGCACUGUAACGUCUAGCUACCUAGUUAGGUAUCUUGACACAUGUCAUGCAUGCGUUGACAUAAUAAAUUGCAAACACAACAUUGGUCUGUUGGUUUGAGCAAUGUCCGUUUACAGAAAAUACUUUUUGUCAUAGCUACUGAAUUGGAAUCUUGUUUAAUCAAAUGAUACAGUAAUUCCAUUGCUGGGAAACGAUGUCGUGUGAUGUUUACAAAUAUCUGUCCUUGUGUUUAUCUAAACAAGGGAAGAAUCAUUCUAAAUAGGAGACCAAAUGUUCUUUAUGGCACAUUAUUCCAGCUAAACAUCAAAGUGAGCACAUUGGCACAGGGGUUCCAGUUUGUCCCUCAAUAAGUAGGUCAAGUAAGUCCAUAUCUAUCAAGUCCACAAAGAUAAGAGAUCUAAGUGAGAUAUUUCUCUCUCUCUCUCUAUAUAUAUAUUUAUUAAUUUUUUCUUCUCUCAGUUCAUUGCAGAGUUUGACUUGCGCUCUGUGCAGUAUGAGGUGAAGUCUCCACACCUUCACGAGAUUCGUCUGGCAACGCCCCCUCAUGACUGCAUCCGCUUCAACUUCCGCUGCGACCUGGAGGCUGAGCAGUGGGCCACCGUGGUGAUGUCAUCACUAAGAGAGGCACACAGAGGUCAGAGGGCAUGGCAGUCUUUCUCUCUGUUCUAGUUUCCUUGUUUAGCUGCAUUCCUGUCUUGUGUCUUAGAAGAGUGUCCUCCUAGAACCCAAAACUAUGGCUAAUACAAUAGAAUGCUCUCUCACAAUUGACCAUUCUUUCUCUCUCACUGUAGUUGCUGCAAAUAGUUCCCCACAUCCUCUGGAUGACCGACUACAGCAUACAGCAGCAGUAGCUCUAGAACAGCGCCGGACAGCCUCCUUACCACUCACUGGUGAGCGCACAAAUGCUUCCUCCACUCUCUUUCUACCAUACUUGCAUGGCAACAUACAGUACAUUAUACAUUUUUCUAUAAUAUUAGUAAUUUAACCUGUUUUCUCUCUGAAGAGGAGCUGUGCCUGGAGCUUGCCCGGGCGAUCGAAGCAGGCGAGAGCCAGGCUGCUGCUCAGCAUGCGUCUGCUCUGGCUCACCAGAAGGCGGCACUCACUAUCCAACUGUCUGAAAAGAGUUACGCAGAAGGAGAGAUACGGUGAGAAGAAGUAACAGGCAGUAGAUUUAGGUUUAGGGGGGAAUUAAGUUAAGUUGUCCAACAGAACAAGGAGCAUUUGUGUUAACGGUGCCAUUUCUGUAUUGCAGUUUGUCUGUGGCAGUGGAGGACAUUUCCUCUUCAUGUUGCGUCACAGUGAAAGUCUUCCCACACAUGACCGUCGCAGCACUCAAGCAGCAGGUCAGAUCAAAACUUCUGUGGUCUUCUGUUUGCUUGAGUACUUGGGCUACAUAGGCAAAUGUAAAUGUUCACAAAUCUCUCUCCUCUAAUGUCUGUGCGUUUCUCUCUCUAUCAGGUGUUUCUGGAGUAUGGCUUCCACCCUUGCGUGCAGCGCUGGGUGAUAGGGCAGUGUUUGUGCACAGAGCCCAGGUCCCUGGCCUCGUAUGGGGUCCAGAGGGAUGGGGACAUGGCCUACCUCUACCUGGUCUCAGCCCGCCAUGCCCGCCUCACCCGCCAACUGUUCCAGCAGGACCAGGAGGGCGCCCUACUCACCCCACCUCCACCUACCAGCAACAGGCCUGCGUCCCAGGACUGGAGGGGCUACAGCACCCUGCCUUCCAGGCUCAGCCACCACUCCCAGGGUAAGUUUACCUAUUGGCAUGCACUUACACGCACACACAAACAUAGACCGACAGACGCACGCACACAGCAGUGCACAUACUAAUAGCCGCGGGAAGUCAAUUGAAAUAAUUUUGCCAAAAUUAGGCUAUACAAAAUUGUUUUGCCCCAACAUUAUAUUACUCUUGUCUGAACAAAAUAAUUCAAAAUACUAUACCAGAGAGCAUAAUUUAGCUACAGAAGAUAAAUCGGUUUUAAAAAAAUAGCAGUGAAUUAAGUUAUCACACGCACCAAAUAUAGGCUACAGCUUGUUGCGUUGUGGCCAUAGAUAUAAUCCAUAGAAGGAUUUAGGAACCUCUAACCCUGGCACAUUGACUGUUAAACUCAUGGGUACACUAGCAAUAGCUGCCAGUCCUGAUUUUUAAAUGGGACCUGCCAUCUAUGGAUUAUAUUUAUAUGGUUGGCUGACAGUUUGCCUUUCCAAUGCUUUCCACAGUUGUGUCAAGUUGGCUGGGUGGUGGACCAUUCUUGAUACACACAGGAAACUGUUCAGCAUGAAAAACCCAGCGUUGCAGUUCUUGACACAAACCGGUGUGCCUGGCACCUACUACCAUACCCUGGUCAAAGGCACUUAAAUAUUUUGUCUUGGCCAUCCACCCUCCGAAUGGCACACAUACACAACCUGUCUCAAGGCUUAAAAAUCCUCCCCAUCAUCUACACUGAUUGAAGUGGAUUUAACAAUUGACAUCAAUAAGGGGUCAUAGCUUUCACCUGGAUUCAUGUCGUCAGUCAUGGAAAGAGUGGGUGUUCUUAAUGUUUUGUACACUCAGUGUAUGUACUAUAUAUAUCACGGUUUCCGUUAGGUAAUAUUAACAUUUCAGACAUUGGAGAAAUGUACCAGUCAUCCAUAUGCAUUGGGUGAGUAACCUAUUAAGGCGUCCACCCACGCAGCCAGUGUACAUCAAUAAAUGAGGGAUAUUGGCCAAAUGAGCCACAUUUACAUGUCCUUAAAAACAGCCUAUAACAAAUUACAAAAACACUAAUCCUUGUGUUUCGAUGUGUAGCAUAUGCAAAACUUUAUAGCCUAUUUUUGUAUUGGUUUUUACUUUCCUAAAACAAUAAUUGUCUACUUUAUGUUUCAGCUGUCAGAGAUUUGAGCACUAAAUGCAUUAGGGCAUUUUAUGCAUAGACUACUGGAUUAUACUAAUAUAAAAAAAAUACAAUACAUGACCAAAAGUAUGUGGACACCUGCUCGUCGAACAUCUCAUUCCAAAAUCAUGGGCAUUAAUAUGGAGCUAUAACAGCCUCCACUCUUCUUGUAAGGCUUUCCACUAGAUGUUGGAACAUUGCUGCGGGGACUUUCUUCCAUUCAGCCACAAGCAUUAGUGAGGUCGGGAAUGGGUCACCAGUCAUGGGUGAACAGGGAGUACAGGAGUCCUGGACUUCCUGACGGGCCGCCCCCAGGUGGUGAAGGAAGGAAACAACACCUCCACUUCACUGAUCCUCAACACAAAGGCCCCACAAGGGUGCGUGCUCAGCCCCCUCUUGUAAUUCCUGUUCACCCAUGACUGCGUGGCCACGCACGCCUCCAACUCAAUCAUCAAGUUUGCAGAUGACAACAGUAGUAGGCCUGAUUACCAACAAUGACGAGACAGCCUACAGGGAGAAGGUGAGGGCCAUGGCGGAGUGGUGCCAGGAAAAUAACCUCUCCCUCAACAAAACAAAGGAGCUGAUCGCGGACUUAAGGAAACAGCAGAGAGCGUGGAGAAGGUGAAAAGCUUCAAAUUCACAUCACUGACAAUCUCUAAUGGUCCACCCACACAGUCAGUGUGGUGAAGAAGGCGCAACAGCGCCUCUUCAAACUCAGGAGGCUGAAGAAAUUUGGCUUGGCCCCUAAGACCGUCACAAACUUUUACAUAUGCAUAAUUGAGAGCAUCAUGUCGGGCUGUACCACCGCCUGGUACGGCAACUGCACCACCCGCAACUGCAGGGCUCUCCAGGGGGUGGUGUGGUCUGCCCAACGCAUCACCGGGGGCACACUGCCUGCCCUCCAGGACACCUACAGCACCCGAUGUCACAGGAAGGCCAAAAAGAUAAUCAAGGACAUCAACCACCCGAGCCACGGCCUGUUCACCCCGCUACCAUCCAGAAGGCGAGGUCAGUACAGGUGCAUCAAAGCUGGGACCGAGAGACUGAAAAACAGCUUCUAUCUCAAGGCCAUCAGACUGUUAAAUAGCCAUCACUAGCCGGCUACCACCUGGUUACUCAACCCUGCACCUUAGAGGCUGCUGCCCUAUAUACAUAGACAUGGAAUCACUGGUCACUUUAAUAAUGGAUCACUAGUCACUUUAAUAAUAUUUACAUACUGCUUUACUCAUUUAAUAUGUAUAUACUGUAUUCUAUUCUACUGUAUUUUAGUCAAUUCCACUCCGACAUUGCUCGUCCUAAUAUUUAUAUAUUUCUUAAUUAUUUUACUUAUAGAUGGGUGUAUUGUUGUGAAUUGUUAGAUACUACUGCACUAUUGGAGCUAGGAACACAAGCAUUCCGCUACACCCGCUAAAGAUGUGUACGUGACCAAUACAAUUUUAUUUAAUGUUGGGCGAUUAGGCCUGGCUCACAGUUGGCGUUCCAAUUCAUCCCAAAGGUGUUCGAUGAGGUUGAGGUCAGUGCUCUGUGCAGGCCAGUGAAGUUCUUCCACACCGAUCUUGACAAACCAUUUCUGUGUGGACCUCGCUUUGUGCACGGGGGCAUUGUCAUGCUAAACAGGAAAGGGCCUUCCUCAAACUGUUGUCCAAAAGUUGGAAGCACAGAAUCGUCUAGAGUAGUGUUAAGAUUUCCCUUCACUGGAACUAAGGGGCCUAGCCCGAACGAUGAAAAACAGCCCCAAACCAUUUUUAGGUGGCAUUUUAUGACGGUACCACGUUGAAAGUCACUCUACUAGCCAUUCUACUGCUAAUAAUCAUCUAUGGAGAUUGCAUGGCUGUGUGCUCAAUUUUCUACACCUGUCAGCAACGGGUGUGGCUGAAAUAGCCAAAUCCACUAAUUUGAAGGGGUGUCCACAUACUUUUGUGUAUAUAUAGUGUAUAAUAGGCUAAUAGCCACACUACACCUUCAAACAUUUCUAAACUUUAUUAGGGUAAUAUCAAAAGCAAGGGAAAAUACGAGCAGGAUAUUAUAUUGUGGCACACACAUUACUGUUGGAGCUUAAUUUGGCUAAAGAAAUGGCUCAACAGAAUGAAACAAAACACUUGUGAACUGGUUUAAACCUUCACAAACAAGUUUUGAACAGGCUAGUGCCCACCUUACCCAACAAAUGACAGCAAUAGGCUAAUUAUAUUUAUUUAACAAAAGGCCUACUUAUAUCUUAAACUAAAUACAGAGCACACAAUUAAAAAGAUCUAACUCAAUUUAGCCAACGAAAAUGUCUCAACAGAAUGAAACAAAACACGUUUUGCAUAUUUAACCCUCGAGUCCAUUUCCGUGGCCCCGCAGAAAUCUAAUUGGCAUAAUGUAAAAAUCCCCAUUAAAAUCUGUCUGUUUAAGCUAGAGAUAUGUGUUUUGCAUGGGUCUAAAUCCACUGCAUCCACCGAUAUCGACCUUCCACAUCUGCGGUGAAAGGUGGCAGAGCUACAGCAGUGUUUGUUAGACCAUGAGACAUCCCGAAAAUCAGUCUUCUCACGAAGAAACAUCUCUAGCGUUUGAACGGUUUGGCCUAGAAACUAUGAGAGUUGAGACUCACGAACACGUCGGUGGUUUUGCUCUACUACCCCCACAAGUGUCACGGGACUCGUCUGAAGUCGGUACCGCCGAUCUGCCAGUAGCGUCCGAACGGUUUGGGCUACACACUAAUAUGACCCCUCUAUGGAAAAGUGAGUCUCUCAUGAACACAUACGUCGGUUGUUUUGCUCUAGUAUGCCCACAAGCCUCACCUGAAGGUAGCCUGGUGCCAGUUUAAAAAAUGAAUGGAAGUAUACAGUGCAUUCGGAAAGUAUUCAAACCUUGACUUUUUCCACAUUUUGUUACAAAAUGGAUUUUAAAAAAAGAACAUCUCAUUAAUCUACACCACAAUACCCGAUAAUGACAAAGCGAAAACUGGUUUUUAGAAAUGUUAGCAGAUUUAUUAAAAAUAAAAAACAAAUACCUUAUGUAAAUAAGUAUUCAAACCCUUUGCUAUGAGACUCGAAAUUCAAUUGAUUGGACAUGAUUUGGAAAGGCACACAUCUGUCUCUAUAAGGUCCCACAGUGCAUGUCGGAGCAAAAACCAAGCCGUGAGGUCGAAGGAAUUGUCCGUAGAGCUCCGAGACAGGAUUGUGUCGAGGCACAGAUCUGGGGACGGGUAACCAAAACAUUUCUGCAGCAUGAAGGUCCCCAAGAACACAGUGGCCUCCGUCAUUCUUAAAUGGAAGAAGUUUGGAACCACCAAGACUCUUCCUUGAGCUGGCCGCCCGACCAAACUGAACAAUCGGGGGAGAAGGGCCUUGGUCAGGGAGAUGACCAAGAAUCCGAUGGUCUCUCUGACAGAGCUCCAGAGUUUGUCUUUGGAGAUGGUUGUCCUUCUGGAAGGUUCUCCCAUCUCUUUAGCAUUCCAUCAAUCAGGCCUUUAUGGUAGUGGCCAGACCGAAGCCACUCCUCAGUAAAAGGUACAUGACAGCCCGCUUGGAGUUUGCCAAAAGGCACCUAAAGACUCUCAGACCAUGAGAAACAAGAUUCUCUGGUCUGAUGAAACAAAGAUUAAACUCUUUGGCCUGAAUGCCAAGCGUCACGUCUGGAGGAAACCUGGCACUACCCCUACGGUGAAGCAUGGUGGUGGCAGAAUCAUGCUGUGGGGAUGUUUGUCAGCGGCAGGGACUGGGAGACUAGUCAGGAUCGAGGGAAAGAUGAACGGAGCAAAGUAUAGAGAGAUCCUUGAUGAAAACAUGCUCUACAGACUGGGGUGAAGGUUCACCUUCCAACAGGACAACGACGCUAAGCAAACAGCCAAGACAUCGCAGGAGUGCCUUUGGGACAAGUCUCUGAAUGUCCUUGAGUGGCCCAGCCAGAGCCCGGUCUUGAACCCGAUCGAACAUCUCUGGAGAGACCAGAAAAUAGCUGUGCAGCGACGCUUCCCAUCCAAGCUGACAGAGCUUGAGUGGAUCUGCAGAGAAGAAUGGGAGAAACUCCACAAAUACAGGUGUGCCAAGCUUGUAGCGUCAUACCCAAGAAGACUCGAGGCUGUAAUCGCUGUCAAAGGUGCUUCAACAAAGUACUGAGUAAAGGGUCUGAACACUUAUGUAAAUGUAAUAUUUACGUUUAUUUUAAGACCUGUUUUUGCUUUGUCAUUAUGGGUUAUUGUGUGUAGAUUGAUGAGGAAAAAAACCUAUUUAAUCCAUUUUAUAAUAAGGCUGUAAUGUAACAAAAUGUGGAAAAAGUCAAGGGGUCUGAAUACUUUCCGAAUGCACUGUAUAUGGAAGUACAACAAACAAAAAUAUAAACACAACAUGUAAAGUGUUGGUCCCAUGUUUCAUGAGCUGAAAUAAAAGAACACAGAUUUUCCAUAUGUACAAAGCUUAUUUCUCUCAAAUGUUGUGCACAAAUUUGUUUACAUCCCUGUUAGUGAGCAUUUCUCCUGUGCCAAGAUAAUUCAUCCACCUGACAGGUGUGGGAUAUCAAGAAGCUGAUUAAACAGCAUGAUCAUUACACAGGUGCACCUUGUGCUGGGGACAAUAAAAGCCACUCUAAAAUGUGCAGUUUUAUCACACAACACAAUUCCACAAUGUCUCAAGUUUUGAGGGAGUGUGCAAUUGGCAUCCUGGCUGCAGGAAUGUCCACCAGAGCUGUUGCCAGAGAAUUGAAUGUUCAUUUCUCUACCAUAAGCCGCCUCCAACGUUGUUUUAGAGAAUUUGGCAGUACAUCCAACUGGCCUCACAACCGUACGUCACGUGUAACCACGCCAGCCCAGGACCUCCACAUUCGGGUUCUUCACCUGCGGGAUGGUCUGAGACCAGCUACCUGGACAGCUGAUGAAACUGUGGGUUUGCACGACUGAAGAACUUCUGCACAAACUGUCAGAAACCGUCUCAGGGAAGCUCAUCUGUGUGCUCGUCGUCUUCACCAAGGUCUUGACCUGACUGCAGUUCGGCGUCGUAACCGACUUCAGUGGGCAAAUGCUCACCUUCGAUGGCCAUUGGCACGCUGGAGAAGUGUGCUCUUCACAGAUUAAUCCUGGGUUUCAACUGUACCGGGCAGUGGGCAGACAGCUUGUAUGGCGUUUUGUGGGCGAACAGAGUGCCCCAUGGUGGUGGUGUGGUUAUGGUAUGGGCAGGCAUAAGCUACAGACAACAAACAUAAUUGCAUUUUAUCGAUGGCAAUUUGAAUGCACAGAGAUGCCGUGUCGAGAUCCUGAGGCCCAUUGUCAUGCCAUUCAUCCGCCGCCAUCACCUCAUGUUUCAGUAUGAUAAUGCAUAGCCCCAUGUCGCAAGAAUCUGUACACAAUUCCUGGAAGCUGAAAAUGUCCCAGUUCUUCCAUGGCCUGCAUACUCACCAAACAUGUCACCCAUUGAGCAUGUUUGGGAUUCUCCGGAUCAACGUGUACAACAGCGUGUUCCAGUUCCCGCCAACAUCCUGCAACUUUGCACAGCCAUUGAAUAGUAGUGGGAUAACAUUCCACAGGCCACAAUCAACAGCCUGUUCAACUCUAUGCGAAGGCGAUGUCGCGCUGCAUGAGGCAAAUGGUGGUCACACCAGAUCCUGACUGGUUUUCUGAUCCACACCCCUACCUUUUUUUAAAGGUAUCUGUGACCAACAGAUGCAUAUCUGUAUUCCCAGUCAUGUGAAAUCCAUAGAUUAGGGCCUAAUUAAUUCAUUUCAAUUGACUGGUUCCCUUAUAUGAACUGUAACUAAGUAAAAUCUUUGAGAUUGUUGCAUUUAUACGUUUGUUCAGUGUAGUUUAGUGCCAAAAAAAAAAGGGGUUAAAUACUUGUCCAAUAAAAAUAAUAGUUUCCUGAUCUUAUAUCUCUGAUAUAGGACAGACACUUCAAAACAAACUUCCUUUAGAUUUUCUUUGGAACUGUUUUUCCAUGUAUGAAUCUGUUAUUCAAUGCAUUUCUAUGGGCAAAUAGCAGUAAGGCCAAAUUCAAUGUUUCAUCAAAUAAUUAAAAAAUAUUUUAUAUACCUAAAGGGGUCCUAAAAUUCUAAAUAAAAUAUCUAAAUGAUCCUUGGUAUGACCAACAAUUCCAUAUGUUAGCUUAGUAGAACCGUCCCCCAGGUUUAGACUCUAGAGCAGGGCUGAAGGCUGGUUUCUUUUUUGGUUUUCGCUCCAAUCCUAAUCUAGUGCACAUGAUUAUAAUAAUUAGCUGUCCGAUAAACUGAAUCAGGUUAGUUACAACUGGGGUUGAAAAGAAAAACCUACAGGAGGGUUGCUCUCCGAGAACAGGGUUGGAGAGCCCUGCCAUAGAGGGUUAAAGAACUGGUUUAGAUUUGAUAUGAAAGUAUAAAUAAAGUUCCAAAAUUGCAUCCUACCUGAAUAGCGAGUUGCACAGUAGGCUGCAUUUGGCUAUUUGUGUGGUAUUAAAAAAUGUUCUGCUAAUGUCUAUCAUGUAAAGGACGUAGAAUUGCAUGAAAUGCAUUUAUAAAAGGCCAAUAGUUUUUCAGACGCUGCAUGUGUGGAAAUCCUAAAAACGUGUCUGCUCAACUGUAUGUCACCAUGCAACUAUAGAUGCAUGUGAUGCUUUAUUAUAAAGGGGGUUGACCAAACUCAUUUUCCAUUGUUGUGAUUGGCUGUAGGGAGCACCGGAGGUGCGGCUGACAGGCUGGGUAUGAGCGAGAUCCAAGAGGCCCUCAACCUGGAGACUCUGCAGAUCAACAAUAAACCAGAUCAACCCUGCAAAGCCAGUAAAACACAGGUACAAACCCAAUGUUUUCAUAUUUAUGUGAUCGGCUCUUGGCUUCGAGCACCCUUUCAUUGUUUUACGCAAGAUGAUAGUUGAGGACAUACUUUCCCUGAUAGAAACCUUAUGUUCCAUAUAGCUAGUAUACUGAACAUCACUUCAAGUAAUACACUAACAGAAAGACUCACUCAUCCUCUCGCUCUCUCUAUCCGUCUGAUAUGCAGACAGAAUGGGCGUGUCCCUCCUGCACCUUUAUCAACAAGCCUUCCCGACCAGGCUGUGAGAUCUGCAGUACAGCCAGACCUGACUCGGGGGAGCACAGCCUCAUACAACAGGUACUGUAUCUAUGGCAUAGAGUAGACAGAACACAUCACCUACAUUCUAAACUACAGUAUUGUCUUUAUUCCGUCUGUGUUAAAGGAGAAAGGAAGAAGAGUGGAGCAGGGGGAGAUUGGUGCAUUGAUCAGUUGACUGCCUCGCAACCUAUACCAUAGCCUGGACGACUGAUCACACACACUUAUACAACUGACACACCAAUUUACUGCUUCUUAGGUGAAAACCCACUACUGACAUACUAUGACAAACCUCACAGCCUGACGGACACUAGAGGUAUAUGGACGCUGUAUUGACGCUGCAGCACAUAUGGAACUCCACUUGCAGUGGCUCACAAAAGGAACUACCUGUAUAGUCAUUGAGAGCUGGCUUUUGACUCUCCUCUGUGGACAUGAUGGCAGUCGGAAACCUCUGCCUUGUGGGGGGGAGGAGUGGAAUAGUUCUAUAUUUAUUCCAUAGGGG
This is a messenger RNA of Coregonus sp. 'balchen', 10834 nucleotides long. The record is from the annotation of a GenBank genome assembly. Lineage: Eukaryota; Metazoa; Chordata; Actinopteri; Salmoniformes; Salmonidae.